AUAGAGAGUUUCUAGUUCCUAUCCAGAUUCUACAAAUAUAUGAUCCCAAAAUGAAUUAUGAGGGUGGUUCCAAGACGUUAAAUCAUUAUUUACAUGAUUUCGAUGAGUUAUUAUCCCGUAUGAUCCUCGAUGAAAAUGAGAAUUCUUUUAGGAUAUGCUAUGGAAUUUUUAUUGUCAAUGACAAAGUUCAUAUCCCUGAAUGGUAUCCUAGUACCAUGAAUGUUGUUAUGGGUAAACAAACCCAAUUCUAUGGUAAUGGAGAAACUAUACUCAACAAGACUGACAGAGCAAUGAUAGCAGCACAUACAGAUACCGUUGAAACUAUUUUUAAAAAUUUAAGUAAUGAAACCUGGAUGAAUGAAAAGGAAAGAUUAACUAAGAUGGUAUUGGAUAUCAUCGGAGAGACAAGGAUAUGCACAGCAAUCACAGAGUCAGAUAGGAAAGAAUCAAGAUAUGAAA
Racocetra persica is the source of this 459-nucleotide messenger RNA. The record is from the annotation of a GenBank genome assembly. NCBI's taxonomy places the organism in Eukaryota, Fungi, Glomeromycota, Glomeromycetes, Diversisporales, Gigasporaceae.